GCUCUCGGCGCCCAGCCUUGCAGCCGCCCUGCCCGCACGCAGCACCUCCCCAGCCUUGCAGCCGCCCUGCCCGCACGCAGCACCUCCCCAGCCUUGCAGCCGCCCUGCCCGCACGCAGCACCCUUUCCGCGGCUCUGCAGAUGCGGGUGGCCUGCGGGGGGCGCUGCCCUGCGAGCAUCUGCUGCGGACACUGCACCCCUGGUGGACUAGGAUCGAGAACCCCGACGCCCUCCCACCCGGCCCGCAGCACUCCGUGGCGCCGCGCGAGGCCCGUGGCACCUGCCUGGAGCGCAGGGCGGGGCGCCCGGCUGAAGACUCGACCCGCCCCGACCCGCCCUCCCGGCCGCCCCGUCGGGGAAACCCUCGAGCAGCUAGGCGACUGUGGCUCGGCCUCUGCAAGACAGGGAACAUAAAAGGAGCAAAGAGGGACCACAAGGGACCACAAGGCAGUGCCUGGAAGUGGGAGCUGGAGAGAUCUGGGUGAUUCAAAGGAGGCCUUCCUGGAAGGGGCUAAGGCCCCAGGUGUGGCCACCCUGGCAUAUCAAUCUAUUUCCAAGCAUCCAGAGCUGACCCUGCUGGGUGGAUGAUGAGGCUCCUGCGCAGAGGCCGACUGCGCCUGGCUAUGCUGGGCAGUGUCUUCAUGCUCUUCCUCUUCAUGAGGCAAAGGGACGUAAGCAGCAGGGAGCAGGCCACAGAGAAGCCAUGGCUGAAGUCCCUGGUGGGCCAGAAGGAUCAUGUCCUGGAACUCAUGCUAGACGCUGUGAACAAGCUGCAGAUCAGGGCCCCAGAGCCCCAGCAGACCGUGGUCUCCAGAAAUCAGUCCUGUCUCCCAGGGUUCUACACCCCUGCUGAGCUGAAGCCCUUCUGGGAACGCCCAGUGCAGGACCCCAACAGCCCUGGAGCAGAUGGGAAACCAUUUCAGAAGAAAGAGUGGACCCCUCUAGAGACACAGGAAAAGGAACAGGGCUAUAAAAAGCACUGUUUCAAUGCCUUUGCCAGUGACCGCAUCUCUCUGCAGAGGUCCCUGGGGCCAGACACCCGGCCCCCUGAGUGUGUUGACCAGAAGUUCCGGCGUUGCCCGCCGCUGCCCACCACCAGUGUGGUCAUUGUAUUCCACAAUGAGGCCUGGUCCACACUGCUUCGCACAGUAUAUAGCGUUCUUCACACCAGCCCUGCCAUCUUGCUGAAGGAGAUAAUCCUGGUGGAUGAUGCCAGCACCGAGGAGUACCUGAAGGAGAAGCUGGAGCACCAUGUGCAGCAGCUGCAGAUCGUGAGGGUGGUGCGGCAGGAGGAGCGGAAGGGGCUCAUCACUGCCCGGCUGCUGGGGGCCAGCGUGGCACAGGCCGAGGUGCUCACGUUCCUGGAUGCCCACUGUGAGUGCUUCCAUGGCUGGCUGGAGCCUCUUCUGGCUCGAAUCGCUGAGGACAAGACAGCGGUGGUAAGCCCGGAUAUCGUCACCAUCGAUCUUAACACUUUCCAGUUCUUCAGGCCUGUACAGAGGGGCAGAGUCCACAGCCGUGGCAACUUUGACUGGAGCCUUACUUUUGGCUGGGAGACUCUUCCUGCACAUGAGAAGCAGAGACGCAAAGAUGAAACCUACCCUAUCAAGACCCCAACAUUUGCUGGUGGCCUCUUCUCCAUCUCCAAGGCCUACUUUGAGCACAUUGGUACCUAUGAUAAUCAGAUGGAGAUCUGGGGAGGAGAGAACGUGGAAAUGUCCUUCCGGGUAUGGCAAUGUGGGGGUCAGCUGGAGAUCAUCCCCUGCUCUGUGGUAGGCCACGUGUUCCGUACAAAGAGCCCCCACACCUUCCCCAAGGGUACUAGUGUCAUCGCACGCAACCAAGUGCGCCUGGCCGAGGUCUGGAUGGACAGCUACAAGAAGAUUUUCUACAGGAGAAAUCUACAGGCAGCAAAGAUGGUCCAGGAGAAUUCCUUCGGUGACAUUUCGGAGCGACUGCAGCUGAGGGAACAGCUCCACUGCCACAACUUUUCCUGGUACCUGAACAACAUCUACCCAGAGAUGUUUGUUCCAGACCUGAAUCCCACCUUUUAUGGAGCCAUCAAGAACCUUGGCACCAAUCAGUGUCUGGAUGUGGGUGAGAACAACCGUGGAGGGAAGCCCCUCAUCAUGUACAUCUGCCAUGGCCUUGGCGGCAAUCAGUACUUCGAGUACACAACCCAGAGGGACCUUCGUCACAACAUUGCGAAGCAGCUGUGUCUACAUGCCAGGGCUGGCAUGCUAGGCCUUAGAAACUGUCACUUCAUUGGAAAAAAUAGCAAAGUGCCCAAGGAUGAGGAAUGGGAAUUGACCCAGGAUCAGCUCAUCAGAAACUCAGAAACUGGUACCUGCCUGACAUCCCAGGACAAAAAGCCAGCCAUGGCCCCCUGCAAUCCUAGUGACCCCCACCAGCUCUGGCUGUUUGUCUAGCACCCCCAUCAUCCCCAGUGCAAACCCAACAAGUCUCUUAGGAACCAGGGUCACUGGGCAUCUGGGAAUCUUAUCACCAGCUCCUCAAGGUCUGACAAAUCAAUUUCCAAGCCAGUGGAUGUCAAGGCAGGAUCCUACUCUUCAUAACAAUGUUGGGCCAGUUUUCUCCCUCUACAUUGGUGGAAGAGACCAGGAGGUCACAUGCUACUUGGCUCAGGGCUUUCCUUCUCUCCUAGAAAUGGAGGACUCCAAAGCAACAAGAGCAACCUGCAAAUGUGUUCCACAGAGGGACUGGAGGCUAAAAAGAUUCUCUCUUGCUACCGUUACCCUGGGUGUCAAACUCUUUAUGAUUUACACAAAGUGCCUUGCCAAGUGUCUUUUAUCCUACUUCAUUUGCACAAUAAUCCAUGAAAAAGACAGGACAGGAGCUACCAUGCCCAUUUUUACAGAUGAGAAAACUGAGGCUGGACUGGGGUAAGUUCAGGGCAACAUGUCCACGGCCCUGGGUUUGAUCCCUGGUGCCACAGAAAACAGAAAAGAACGAAGAGGAAAGCAAAGAAGAGGCAGAAAGAGGUUGAGGGCUUUUCUGAAGUCACAGCUGGCAGGUGGCCCAAGCUGGGGCUGAGAUACCAUCUGUGGUGCUGAGCCGGGGCUCCUUCCACCACACAAGAACACUAGACAGCAAUCCACCAGCCUUGCUGUUCUUUACCUGAUUCUGAUCAUUUCUAACUGUUUGGCCUCCAGAAAGCCAACAACUGAGCCAGGUUAACAGGCUGAGAGAUCACAUUGGGAAUCCUGGGAUGUCAAUGUUGAAAGAAGUUCAUGGGUCCUUACAGUCAGUGAUUUAAGUUUAAAGACCCCCCCCUUUUUUUUUCUAAAAAGCAAAGCAGGAGCUAAGUGCAAUGCCAUAGGCAUAUAAUCUUAGUACUCAGAGACUGACACAGGAGCCUCCUGAGGUCAAGGCCAGCCAUGGCUACAGAGUGAGA
This is a messenger RNA of Nannospalax galili (Upper Galilee mountains blind mole rat), 3414 nucleotides long. It is a transcript of the gene Galnt6, whose product is annotated as polypeptide N-acetylgalactosaminyltransferase 6. Gene Ontology annotation, cellular component: Golgi apparatus. The coding region runs from base 584 to 2428 and encodes 614 amino acids. The record is from RefSeq and is a predicted model, not a curated record. The transcript is spliced from 12 exons. NCBI's taxonomy places the organism in Eukaryota, Metazoa, Chordata, Mammalia, Rodentia, Spalacidae.